AUGGCCAGCAAGGAGGGUACCGCAGGGCAGGCCUUUGGCCCUGUUCUAGCUGCGGUCGCUACAAUGCAGGGAAAUGUUUCCAGAACCGAGAAGGCGCAUGCUCAUGAGUUUCUCGAGAAAUUCCAGAAAUCAGUUGAAGCCUGGACAAUUACCCAUGAAUUAUUGCAGUCUCCCGAUGUUCCUGUCGAGGCUAAGUUGUUCGCUGCGACCACGCUGAAGGGAAAGGUGAAACGAUCCAUGAUCAUGUUCGAUCUGGACCAGCUGCCCGCAGAAUCUGUACCCGCUCUAAGGGACUCAGUAAUGAAUCUCCUCGUCGCCUUUGCAUCAGGCCCUCGCCCUAUUCAGACACAACUAUGCGUAUGUUUGGCGAGCCUCGCCAUUCAGAUGACUGGCUGGAAAGAUGUCCUCGCUACUGUCGGCUCAGCACUGGGGAGUAAUGCUGGUGAUUGCGUGUUGGAGUUUCUGAGAAUCCUUCCGGAAGAAGUUACUGAAGGUCGCAAAAUCAAUCUAAGUGAAGACGACCUCAUCCUCAGGACGAAAGAACUCUUGGAAGAUAACGCAGAGCAAGUGAUGCACCUUCUAAUUCAGUAUGCUCAGUCAUCACGUAUGUACACGUUCCUUAAAGCAUUCACGACCCACUCCAUACAUAUACUAAAGUUUAUACCUAUUUUAGCAACUGCAUCUACCAAUCCUCGUCUCCUGGACUGCAUUACAUCUUGGAUGCGCGAGAUCCCCGCCUCGAAGAUUGUUGAAUCACCCUUGUUAGAUGUCAUUCUGAAGGCACUUGACGAUGAUGUGUCAUUCGAAGCCGCGGUGGAGAGUGUUUGCACCCUGUACAGAGAUACUCGGGAGGUGGACGACUCACUGCCGAUUAUACAGACCUUGUAUCCACGCCUAAUGUCCCUUCGUCCAAAGAUCGCCGAGGCUGCGGAGGCCGAGGAUAUGGAUGCGUUCAGAGGCAUUACCAGGCUUUUUGCGGAGGCUGGUGAGUCUUGGGUUGUGCUGAUCGCCCGCUUACCGUCCGAUUUCCGGGGCCUCGUAGAGGCUGUCCUAGAAUGCUGCGCACGAGACUGGGAACGCGACGCUGUUUCACUAACUUUCGUAUUUUGGUAUGAAUUGAAGCAGUAUGUCACGCUGGAGCGGUAUGCCGAUGCACGGGUAAGCUAUAGUGAUGUCUUCUCCAAGCUGGUGGAUGUUAUGGUGAAGCACCUUGAGUACCCCCGCCCAGAAGAGGUGGUUCCCUCAAGCUAA
Molecule: messenger RNA, 1251 nt
Organism: Aspergillus oryzae RIB40
Lineage: Eukaryota; Fungi; Ascomycota; Eurotiomycetes; Eurotiales; Aspergillaceae
Product: nuclear import receptor MTR10
Exons: 5
Coding region: 1-1251 (416 amino acids)
Biological process (GO): protein import into nucleus
Cellular component (GO): cytoplasm; nuclear membrane
Molecular function (GO): small GTPase binding
Source: RefSeq, a predicted model, not a curated record